AAACCUCUCUCUCUCUCUCUCCUCCCUCUCUCUCUAUACUGUACUGCUUUUCAAUGUGGGCCUUGCUUUUCCCAUCCAUUCUCAUGGCUGAUCUGAUCGAUAUCUUGUUGGGGACUCUCUGAAGUCUGCGAAUGAGAAAUCUUUAGUGUGGUUGAGUGGAUUGAUGCAAUGCACAUGCUUGUUACAGGCCAUGGUGUGAUGAUCACUGUGUGUAUUUUUAUGGUAGCUCUGUGAUAAUUCAACCUUCAUGCUGUGAGAGUUAAUGGGUGAAUCAUUAGUAGAACCACUGAAUGUUAAAGAUAAGAUGGGUGAGUCUGUUGGCUCUGUAUCUACUAUGGAAGUAUCGGUUUCGUUUGGUAGAUUUGAGAAUGAAUCGCUUUCUUGGGAGAAAUGGUCCACUUUCUCUCCAAACAAGUACUUGGAGGAAGUUGAGAAGUGUUCAACACCUGGAUCGGUAGCUAAGAAGGCGGCUUACUUUGAAGCUCAUUACAAGAAGAUUGCUGCUCAGAAGGCUUUACUGGAGCUGGAGAAGAAGAUGGAGACUGAUCCUUUGAGGUCAGAUGAUUCAAAUUGUGAAGAUCGUAGUGAAAUCACCUGUGGGAAUGCAACAGAAUUCGGUAUAUCUAAUGGUCAGAGCUUUCCUACAGGAGUUGAGCAUGUCACCGAUUUGAUUAGUGUUGAGAAUAGCAUUCAUGUUGACGAGUCAAAUGAGGAUGCUGCAAUCACCAUAGAAUGUCAAAGCACAUCGGUCGAAGGAACUAAGGAAGAAAUGGAUAGCAUACCAGUCUUACCGGAUAGCCCCAAAUCGAACAGACCAGAAGAAACUUUAUGGGUUCAAGAAGACACUCCUCGAAAGAGAUCUCAGGAUACAGUGGAAUUUCCAAAAAUGGAUAAGGAGAAAGGAAACAAUCUGCAAAAUAGAGAGGAGAAUGUGACAUUGGGCGCAUCUGAAAAAUCAGAAGAAACUGUUUUAAUUCAAGAAGACACUUAUCAAAAUAGAUCUCAGGACAUGAUGGAAUUGCCAAAAAUGGAUAAGGAGAAAGGAGACUGUCUGCAAAAUAGAGAGGAGAAUGGUGAAUUGGGUGCAUCCGAAAAAUCAGAAGAAACUGUCUUGGUUCAAGAAGACACUCAUUUAAAGGGAUCUCAGGACAUGGUGGAAUUGCGAACAAAAUCGGAUAAGAAGAAAGGAAACAGUCUGCAGAGUAAAGAGGAGAAUGCGAAAGUGGGUGCAUUCAAAAAAUCUCAAAAGAUAACUCCGACCAAAAAAGAGAAGAAUUUGGCAGGGUCAAUAAAGAAAGCUGCAUCACCUUUACCCAAAUCACCGAAAUUUUCCACUCCUAAAUUAAAAAAGCCAACAUCAACUUCCACUGUCAUGUCUUCUACUCAAUCUUCAACGAAGAAGUCAAGCAAUUCAUCAUUAACAAAGAGCAAGAAUCCUUCUGCAGGAGAAAGCAGGAGAAUAGCUCCUAAAUCCUUGCACAUGUCUCUUUGUUUGGGUCCUGCAAAUUCUGAUUCUACUUCUCUUACCACAACUAGAAAGUCUCCUAUCAUGGAAAAAAUGGGGGAUAAGGACAUUGUUAAGCGAGUAUUUAAGUCAUUUCAGAACAAUUUCAAUUCGACUGAUGGAAGAUCUUCUGGACCAGAGCAGGUGUCAACCAAGGGUGCAGAGCAAAAGGUGUCCACUUCAGGGACUCCUAGGAAAGAGAAUGACGGAAUGAGGAAGGCAGCAGAAAAGAUAAAUGCUGAAAGAGAUCAAUCGGGACAAAGAUGGCACUCUGUGUCAUUAGGGUCACCUAAACGAGCUGGUGUCAAUCAAAGAAAUGCAAAGGCUGUUCCAUCUUCUUUUAGCUUGAGAAGUGAUGAAAGAGAUGAAAAACGCAAAGAGUUUUCUAAAAAACUCGAGGAAAAGUCAAAUUUGAAAGAGGCAGAAAGGACACGACUUAAUUCAAAAUCUAAGGGGGUAAAAGAAGCUGAGGGUAAAGUGCUGAGACAAAGCCUCAAUUUCAAAGCCACACCAUUGCGAGGUGUUUAUCAGGGGCAAAGGACAUCAAAGGUUGCUUUAGUUAAGGAGGGUGCCAAGAGCGAGAUUCAUUUCCGACCGGAGUACCAUCGAUGAAAGAUUCUUGCAUCACCCAGGUUGAAUGAAAUCAUGAACUUAAAGACAGAAAAUUGCAGUGGGGGCAGAAGUAACAAUAUUUGGAGGAGAAAUACAUCAGUGGACAAGGAUCACAUUAAAAGAAAUAGUGUUUUUUUUCAGCAAGACCCAUACCGUAGUAUAUUAUUGAUGAGCCCACAGGCUCUUAUCUCCGAAUAGCUAGAAUAGAUAUAACCCGUGUGGUCCACCUUGUCGUUUUGGUAGGUUGUAUUUGUAAUGAGCAUAACAUGAAAAGAGGUGGUGGUGCUUUUUGCUAUCUUGUGUUGAUAGAUAUAGAAGAGGAAGUGUCACGAUGGUAAUGUAUGUGCAUUAUAUAUUUACAAUUCUCGAACUAUGUGGAGAGCAUGAAAUUUAUGUAAGUUACACUUUACUAUCUUAUUUUAGCUUAAAGAUAUUGUGAGUCUGAA
Molecule: messenger RNA, 2562 nt
Organism: Cornus florida
Lineage: Eukaryota; Viridiplantae; Streptophyta; Magnoliopsida; Cornales; Cornaceae
Product: protein WVD2-like 7
Exons: 10
Coding region: 263-2116 (617 amino acids)
Source: RefSeq, a predicted model, not a curated record